GAGAAUAUAAGAUACUACGAAACACGUCGCGAGAUAUAUCACAACAUACCCGUCGACUUAAACCUCACGUGUUAGCAUGAUACUCUACCAACUUUAGUUUUUGUCAGGUUUAAGUUUAACCAGCCUAUAGGAACACAAAGACACUUGUCAGUUUCUCGCAGUUUUACGGUUUAAUUUAAUAGAAAUUAGUACAAUACGCAAUCUAACACUAAUAACAGUGCUCGUUACAUGCGUUAGUCUCCUGUCGCCGCCAUGGAAAUGAAGAGGAAUUUAUGAAAGGAAUACAUUAUCUUCGGAACCUGAAAUCAUGAGCGAAGAUAUGACGUUCGAAUUUUUAAAGUGACAGAUAUGUAAACGUCGCUGAGAUUUUUAUAAACUGGAGAGAAUUUUGUUUAGGUGAGAGUGAAAUAUAUAUAGUUAGAAUACCGGCUGAUAGAAUGGAAAGCUUUUAAAAAAGCAUUUCCCAAAACUAUAGCAUUGGAAAUUUGACCUUUUAAUUCAUCUAGGCCUAUUCUUAAUUUCUAAGAACAGAACCUUCGAAGUUCUAAAUGAUGAGUGCUUCAUUCGGAUAAACUAAGUCAGUAAGAAAGCACCGACUCAGUGACUGUAAAACUAAGAUGAACUGUGAAGUAAAGAAACCUGUCUAACACUAACAGUGAGUUCACUUGAAACAAAAAAUAUUUACUAAUUGUUGAUAUUUACGCCCAUCGGAGAAACAUUUUGGCAAACUUUAAUUAUGGAGUGGACUCAGGAACGAAGAAGAAAUGAGGAUAAAGUACAAGAAUCACCUGAAGGGAGAGGAGGGUUCUCUUUUACAAAGUCAACAGUAUAACCAACAGUUAGAUUCCAAAGGUUCACAACGCACUAAAAUAAAUUCCAAAAUAGCUCCAGAAAACUUCAGGAUCCAAACAGGCUGGCAUAGUUUUCAAGAUACCGAAAAGCAGCACUACAUUGUGAAUUUCAACAACAAUAAGCCAGUUGGUUACAACCCAAGUCUUGCUUCACCCUUAGAAGAUGGAAGUGACCAAGCAAUGUCUUUAUCCUCUCCAGAAAUCAUUUAUAAGAAUAAUAAUACUGAAGAGGAAUCUUUAUCAGAAUCUGAACUAGACUUCAACCAGAGUAAGCAGCAUCUUGAAACUCAGACUCUGAAACAAUAUGCUUAUGAUAAUGAUGAGAAAGUAGACUUGAGUGAUGACUGUAACAAUAAUAGUAAGAACAACAGCAGUUGUAAUUGUAGUGAAUUAGAAAAUGAAGACUCUUUGUUUUCUGAUUUGUCGGAUUCACCACAAGAUUAUUUACUAGAUCAUUCAGAAAACAUUAGUAAUAACAACUACACGUACUGCAUUGGAAAAAGCAACUCUUAUAAAGAAUUGUCAAAACCGAGUAAACGUUCUUCACCGGAAAAAUUGGUCAAUCAUAUGCAACAUGAUUCCUUCAGAAAUGUGGCUCAACAAUGGGAAGUUGACUAUUCUCAAACUGAGCAAAGAACGUAUGGCUUUAUUGAUCUUAAAAAUCAUGCUGCAGAAGAUUAUCUUUUAACUCAGUUUGAUUCUCCUAAUUCAGGAAGUUCUGAUUCUGCUGAUUUAACUCCUAUGAGUGAAAAUAGUUCGUGUUCUGAUUUUGAUAUCAAUAUGGCAACGGAAACGUUAAAUAACUUUUCCAUGUCCACAAGCAAACAUAGUGAUAUUCAAUGUCUGGUCAACAAGGAUGAAGAAGCAAAGAAUGCAAACAUUCGUCAAAUGGAUUCAUCUCCUACGUGCUUAGAAGAGGCAAAAAUUUUAAACACAGCCUCACAUCUUCCCAAAAAUAUGACUGAGGAAUACCAAGAAAAGCUGAAGAACAAACCUGAAACAGAAAUUACCUUUUCUCAGGAAGAAAUAGAGAAGUGUGAGCUAGACUGUUCCGAAAAGGAAAUUGGAAAAAAAGAAUGCUGUACCGAAUCGUUUUUCAAAAACUUGAAAACAAUUGGUGAUAAUGUGAACAUGACCGCUGGAAAGCCAGAACCUUCAACUGCAGAUGAUCUAAUUGGGCCAUUGUUGAGUGGUUUGCCAAGUCGUAGUGAAAAUACACAUGAUAUACUUUGUGAAAACUCUACCACUGAACACAGAAUCGAAAAUAAAGUUUGUUCAAGCCCCACUAGAGAAAGCGGUGAAAACAUUCUAAAACUACUUGCACCCUACCAAGACAAUUCGACACCAGAAGCUUUGGAACGAGAUGCAUCAGUAGAAACACCUAAAUGUUCUGUUAAUUGCACAGAGAAACAGGCGCCUACCACACUUUCAGGGACUAAAAGCAAAACUACAAACGGCAGUGUUAAUUAUAUAAAACCAUUUCAAAUAAGACAUCCAAAGGAGCUUGCUGUUAUUUCAUCGUUUCGACACGAAUCAAAAGAAAACGAACGUUCUUUGUUAUGGAAUUUUGACGAAAAAAGUUUUUUGUUCUCAGAUAACACUUUAAACAAUAACAGUAUCACAAACAGUGUUUUGUACAAAAGCAUGGCCGAAAAAGUUACUCUACCUCCUACUUGUUUCCCCUCGACAACAAGAGACGAUUUCUCGACGAAAAAAAAUACCAGUAGAUAUUCCCUUCCAAUAAAAAAAGAUAUCAUCUCACAGGAAACGUUUGGAAGCUUUGACGUUUACAACAUUGAAACAACAAUGCCAAAGAUCGAUUGGACUGCUAUGGAAGAGCAUCUGUCCCGAGCUGCUAACGAAUCUAAUUGGUAUUUACGGCGGCAGCAUGACCGAGAAGAAAUUCGUAGAAAGCUUGCUAUGGACUCGGAUAGUGAGGAUUACUACUGUGGAGAAAGAGUCACUAAAAAACCUAGUCUUUCAACCAGAUUGCAGAGUGGGAUGAACCUCCAGAUUUGUUUUAUGAAUGAAACAGCUAGUGACCAGGAAAGUCUAGGGAGUGACCAUGAUACAGAAAUCCCAUUUCAAAAAGAAAGUACACCUUGGCAAUCAUCAGUUAAAGAAAAAGACCAAAAAACAGACAUUUCAAACAAGGAAAAG
Limulus polyphemus (Atlantic horseshoe crab) is the source of this 3011-nucleotide messenger RNA. Its product is annotated as myb-like protein P. The transcript is spliced from 5 exons. The annotation marks the transcript as partial. Gene Ontology annotation, cellular component: plasma membrane; cell junction. The record is from RefSeq and is a predicted model, not a curated record. NCBI's taxonomy places the organism in Eukaryota, Metazoa, Arthropoda, Merostomata, Xiphosura, Limulidae. Gene Ontology annotation, biological process: positive regulation of hippo signaling.